Gopherus evgoodei (Goodes thornscrub tortoise) is the source of this 11687-nucleotide messenger RNA. RefSeq names its product intersectin 1 (gene ITSN1). The record is from RefSeq and is a predicted model, not a curated record. Gene Ontology annotation, molecular function: molecular adaptor activity; guanyl-nucleotide exchange factor activity; protein binding. The coding region runs from base 189 to 5324 and encodes 1711 amino acids. Gene Ontology annotation, biological process: clathrin-dependent synaptic vesicle endocytosis; endosomal transport; positive regulation of Rho protein signal transduction. NCBI's taxonomy places the organism in Eukaryota, Metazoa, Chordata, Testudines, Testudinidae. Gene Ontology annotation, cellular component: plasma membrane; presynaptic membrane; cytoplasm. The transcript has 39 exons.
GAGGGCGAGAGUGACACGCUCCCGCCCCCCCGCCCCAGAGGGUGGCUCAGGAGGGGAUGGUGUGUAUCGCGGAGGCGGUGGCCGCUCCGGCUCCUCCACCGCCCCGCCCCUUUGCCAUGGAUCUGCCCAGGGCCCCGCGGCCCGCACAGAUAUGAGGCAUCUGUUAGUAAGCUAAAAGUGACUGAACCAUGGCUCAGUUUCCAACACCUUUUGGGGGCAACCUGGAUAUCUGGGCCAUAACUGUGGAAGAGAGAGCUAAACAUGAUCAGCAGUUCCAUAGUCUGAAACCAACAUCUGGAUUUAUCACUGGUGAUCAAGCUAGGAACUUUUUUUUCCAAUCUGGAUUACCUCAGCCGGUGUUAGCACAAAUAUGGGCACUGGCUGACAUGAACAAUGAUGGGAGGAUGGACCAGAUGGAGUUUUCUAUUGCUAUGAAACUUAUCAAACUAAAACUACAAGGUUAUCAGCUCCCCUCUGCACUCCCUUCUGCCAUGAAGCAGCCUCCCAUUGCUAUUCCUGGUGCACCAGGGUUUGGUAUUGGGGGCAUUGUCAGCAUGCCAUCUCUUACAGCUGUAGCCCCAGUACCAAUGGCGUCCAUUCCAGUAGUAGGAAUGUCUCCACCUUUAGUAUCUUCUGUUCCUACAGCAGCAGUGCCUCCCCUGGCUAAUGGAGCUCCUGCUGUUAUACAACCUCUGCCUGCUUUUGCUCAUCCUGCCACAUUGCCAAAGAGUUCUUCCUUUAGUAGAUCUGGACCUGGGUCACAGUUAAACGCUAAACUGCAAAAGGCACAAUCAUUUGAUGUGGCUAGUGUGCCUUCUGUAGCAGAAUGGGCUGUUCCUCAGUCAUCAAGACUGAAAUAUAGGCAGCUGUUCAAUAGCCAUGACAAAACGAUGAGUGGACAUUUAACAGGUCCACAAGCAAGGACUAUCCUUAUGCAAUCAAGUUUACCACAGGCGCAGUUGGCUACAAUAUGGAAUCUUUCGGAUAUUGACCAAGAUGGAAAACUUACAGCAGAAGAGUUUAUUCUGGCUAUGCACUUAAUUGAUGUGGCCAUGUCUGGCCAGCCAUUGCCACCUGUACUGCCUCCAGAAUAUAUUCCACCUUCAUUUAGAAGAGUACGCUCUGGCAGUGGCAUCUCUGUAAUAAGCUCAGUAUCUGUAGACCAGAGGUUGCCAGAAGAACCAGUGUUGGAAGAAGAACAGCAACAAUUGGAAAAGAAAUUGCCAGUUACGUUUGAAGAUAAAAAGCGUGAGAACUUUGAACGUGGCAAUCUGGAGCUUGAAAAGCGGAGGCAGGCCCUUCUGGAGCAGCAACGCAAAGAGCAAGAGCGGCUAGCACAACUGGAACGGGCAGAGCAGGAAAGGAAAGAACGCGAACGACAGGAGCAAGAACGUAAAAGACAACUGGAGCUAGAAAAGCAAUUAGAAAAACAACGCGAAUUGGAACGUCAGCGAGAAGAAGAAAGGCGGAAAGAAAUAGAAAGGCGUGAGGCUGCAAAAAGGGAACUUGAAAGGCAAAGACAACUUGAGUGGGAGCGUAAUCGUCGGCAGGAACUACUAAAUCAAAGAAACAAAGAACAAGAGGACAUAGUUGUAUUGAAGGCAAAGAAGAAGACUUUAGAAUUUGAGUUGGAAGCUCUGAAUGAUAAAAAACAUCAGCUGGAGGGAAAGCUUCAGGAUAUCAGGUGUCGAUUGUCUAUCCAAAGACAUGAAAUUGAGAGCACAAACAAAUCUAGAGAACUGAGAAUUGCAGAAAUUACACACUUGCAACAGCAGUUACAGGAGUCUCAGCAGAUGCUUGGAAGGUUGAUUCCAGAAAAACAGUUACUCAAUGACCAACUAAAACAAGUUCAGCAGAACAGUUUGCACAGAGAUUCUCUUCUUACUAUCAAAAGAGCCUUAGAAGCCAAGGAACUAGUACGCCAGCAGCUUCGAGACCAACUAGAUGAAGUAGAAAAAGAAACCAGAUCCAAACUUCAGGAGAUCGAUAUUUUCAAUAAUCAACUGAAGGAGCUGAGAGAGAUACAUAACAAGCAGCAGCUUCAGAAGCAAAAGAACUUAGAAGUUGAGAAGUUGAAACAGAAGGAACAAGAGAGGAAGACGGUAGAACUGGAAAAGCAAAAAGAAACCCAAAGACGAAUCCAGGAAAGGGAUAAACAGUGGCUUGAUCGAGUGCAACAGGAGGAAGAGCACCAGCAGCAAAAAAAACUUCAGGAAGAUGAAAAGCCAAAAAGGGAAGAAAUAAUCAAGAAAACAGACAGUGAGGAUAAGGGCAAACAGGAAAUGCAAGAUAAACUGAAUAAGCUUUUCCAUCAAUAUCAAGAGCCAGCCAAGCCAGCCAUCCAGGCGCCCUGGUCAAGUGCAGAGAAAGCUCCACUAACUAUUUCUGCUCAGGAGGAUGUAAAAAUAGUAUAUUAUCGAGCAUUGUAUCCUUUUGAAGCCAGAAGCCAUGAUGAAAUCUCUAUUCAGCCAGGUGACAUAGUCAUGGUGGAUGAAAGCCAGACUGGAGAACCUGGGUGGCUUGGAGGAGAACUGAAGGGAAAGACUGGAUGGUUCCCUGCAAACUAUGCAGAGAAAAUACCUGACAACCAAGUUCCAACCUCUGUGAAACCAAUAGUCGACACUACUGUUGCAUCUAAAGUUUCUUUGAGUGAAACGCCCCCAACGCCAGCAGCUCCAGCAGAAUCUACUGCAACCACCAACAACUGGGCCGACUUCAGUUCAACGUGGCCAACCAGCACCAGUGAGAAACCAGAGACUGAUAAUUGGGAUGCAUGGGCAGCUCAACCUUCUCUGACUGUUCCAAGUUCAGGGCAGGUGAGGCAGAGAUCAGCCUUCACCCCAGCCACUGUUACCGGAUCAUCACCUUCUCCUGUCCUGGGGCAGGGUGAAAAAGUAGAGGGCCUUCAAGCACAGGCCUUGUAUCCUUGGAGAGCCAAAAAAGACAACCACCUCAAUUUUAACAAAAAUGAUAUCAUCACAGUUCUGGAACAGCAAGACAUGUGGUGGUUUGGAGAGGUCCAAGGUCAAAAGGGAUGGUUUCCCAAAUCAUAUGUGAAACUCAUUUCAGGCCCCAUAAGAAAGUCGACAAGCAUGGAUUCUGGUUCUUCAGAAAGUCCUGCUAGUCUAAAGAGAGUAACAUCACCAGCAACUAAACCUGCUAUGUCAGGUGAAGAAUAUAUUGCCAUGUACACAUAUGAGAGUUCAGAACAAGGAGACUUAAUCUUUCAACAAGGAGAUAUGAUUCUUGUGACAAAAAAAGACGGUGACUGGUGGACAGGAACAUUGGGUGACAAAUCUGGAGUCUUUCCUUCUAAUUAUGUGAGACUGAAAGAUUCUGAGGUCCCUGGAACUGCUGGAAAAACAGGAAGUUUAGGGAAGAAACCUGAAAUUGCCCAAGUUAUUGCCUCUUACACAGCAACAGGACCUGAACAACUUACCCUGGCUCCUGGUCAACUGAUACUCAUCAGAAAGAAGAAUCCAGGUGGAUGGUGGGAGGGAGAGCUCCAAGCACGAGGGAAAAAACGACAGAUAGGAUGGUUCCCUGCUAACUAUGUAAAACUUUUAAGUCCUGGUACCAGUAAAACUACACCAACUGAGCCACCUAAAUCAACAGUAUUACCUUCUGUGUGCCAAGUAAUUGGCAUGUAUGACUACACUGCACAGAAUGACGAUGAACUGGCAUUCAAUAAAGGCCAGAUCAUAAACGUCCUGAACAAGGAUGACCCAGAUUGGUGGAAAGGAGAAGUGAAUGGACAAGUGGGUCUCUUCCCAUCCAACUAUGUGAAACUGACAACAGAUAUGGACCCAAGCCAGCAAUGGUGUGCUGACUUACACCUCCUGGACAUGUUGACACCUACUGAAAGGAAAAGGCAGGGAUACAUCCAUGAACUGAUCGUAACAGAAGAGAACUAUGUAAAUGACCUGCAGUUAGUCACAGAGAUCUUCCAGAAACCACUGAUGGAGUCUGAGCUGCUAACAGAAAAAGAGGUUGCUAUGAUUUUUGUUAAUUGGAAGGAGCUGAUUAUGUGCAAUAUCAAACUACUGAAAGCACUGCGUGUUCGUAAAAAGAUGUCUGGGGAGAGGAUGCCAGUGAAAAUGAUUGGCGACAUACUGACCGCACAGCUACCGCACAUGCAACCUUACAUCCGGUUCUGUAGCUGCCAGCUCAAUGGGGCAGCAUUAAUCCAGCAGAAAACAGAUGAAGUCACAGAGUUCAAGGAGUUUGUUAAAAGGUUAGCAAUGGAUCCUCGCUGCAAAGGAAUGCCGCUGUCAAGUUUUCUGCUAAAGCCUAUGCAAAGGGUAACGAGAUACCCGCUAAUAAUUAAAAAUAUAAUAGAAAACACUCCUGAAAAUCACCCUGAUCACAGUCACUUGAAGCAUGCUCUGGAGAAAGCGGAAGAAUUGUGUUCCCAAGUAAAUGAAGGGGUGCGUGAGAAGGAAAAUUCAGACAGGCUGGAGUGGAUACAGGCUCACGUGCAAUGUGAAGGCCUGUCUGAGCAACUGGUCUUUAAUUCUGUUACAAACUGCUUGGGACCACGCAAGUUUCUGCACAGUGGGAAACUCUACAAAGCCAAGAGCAACAAGGAACUGUAUGGUUUUCUGUUCAAUGAUUUCCUCCUGCUGACUCAGAUCAUAAAGCCUCUUGGUUCCUCUAGUACAGACAAGGUCUUCAGCCCCAAGUCUAAUCUGCAGUAUAAAAUGUAUAAAACUCCCAUUUUUCUAAAUGAGGUACUAGUAAAAUUACCCACAGAUCCUUCUGGAGAUGAGCCCAUCUUCCAUAUCUCCCACAUUGAUAGAGUCUACACGCUUCGUGCAGAAAGCAUAAAUGAAAGGACUGCCUGGGUUCAGAAAAUUAAAGCUGCUUCUGAACUUUACAUAGAGACUGAGAAGAAGAAGAGAGAAAAGGCCUACUUAGUUCGCUCCCAAAGGGCAACAGGCAUUGGAAGGUUGAUGGUGAACAUUGUGGAAGGCAUUGAACUAAAACCCUGCAGGUCACAUGGAAAGAGUAACCCAUACUGUGAGGUGACAAUGGGCUCUCAGUGUCACAUCACCAAGACUAUGCAGGACACUCUCAACCCUAAAUGGAACUCUAACUGCCAAUUCUUUAUCAAAGAUCUGGAGCAGGAUGUACUCUGCAUAACUGUGUUUGAGAGGGAUCAGUUCUCCCCAGAUGACUUUUUGGGACGAACUGAAAUCCGCGUGGCGGACAUUAAGAAAGAUCAGGGCUCAAAAGGACCAGUUACAAAGUGUCUCCUCCUGCACGAAGUCCCAACAGGAGAGAUCGUAGUCCGACUAGAUCUGCAAUUGUUUGAUGAACCUUAGGGGAAAAUGCACCAAUGUUUCACGUUAAUCUGAGUUCACUGCAAUAGGUGUCUGCAGAAGCUGUCUAGAAAUCCUUAUUCGUUUUAUAUGAAACUACUGCUUGUUCUUCAUGUGCAAGGGGGUUAUCAAAGCAAACAGGAAAAUCUAUGUGCCUUGAUAAUCCUUACUGAAAAUUGAUUCCCAGUUUUGGGAGCAGAUCUCUGUCUCUGUUUGGAACUUCAUUAUAGUUUUCAGGGUUUCUGAAGUAACAUAGUUGUAACUUGUGCUCCAAGCUGAAAGGUGAACAAACCAUGUAGGUUGUUGCACUUACUCCAGUUACUGUAAUGUUUAAUUUAAAUGAAGAGGGCACUGAUUGUAUGUUUGAAGGCUUUCUGUAAACUUCCCCAUAGGAAUUAUGUGCCUAUUGCCCCACAAAGCGGUGUAUAAACAUGACAUGAAUGAACACUUCCCAGGUAAGAAGAUCUCUGACUUUCUUUAGGAUUGUUAUGGUUGUAUUUGAAAUGUUGUUGUUUUUAAAUAUAUAAAUAUAUAUAUAUAUUAAACACAGAAGGUACCAUUAUUGCAUUCUCAAAAUAAGGUUUAAAAGAAACAUAAACAGCGCACAGGCCUUGUGCUAGCGCUCUCCACAGCAGUGAAUUUCACCCUAACAGAGUACCAUCAUUUCCUGGAGAUUUGUAAAUGUUUAAACAAUAUGUGAAGGAGAUAGAAUGUUGUACUGUACCACUUCUUUACUACUGCUGCUUAAUUGUAUGAAAGCUGCUGGAUGAUCAAGUCACCAGCUGUGACAAGAAAUCACUGCUCUAGCUCAGGAAGCUAAUUUCUACCCUGUAGAGUCUAGUUUGCAAAGCAAUCAAUGGUGACUGGUUAUUAAAUUGUACUGUGCCUAAACGUAUUUGACAUCUUGGUUUUGAAAUCAGGACAGUAGCAUACUGUAGCUCACAAAAGGCGUUCAUUGCAAACCAGGUUCAUUCCGAGUUUGUUGGCUACAUUAGAUGUGACCAAAAAAAGAAAUAAAAUCUUUGUUUGUGAUUGUACAGAGUGAGUAACCCCAAAGUAAAAGGGGUCUUGUUGUCAUCUUGGGGGCAGGGCAGAGAUUGACACACGUAAUUCCCCACACAUAUGUAGGCCCCGAUUCAGAAAAACCUUCCCUGUUCAGCAAAGAACCUAACUUUACAUAUGUGCUUAAGUCCCAUGUACCUUAAGGAUAUGCUCAGUUGCUUUUCUGAGUUGGGACCUCCAAGGACAAUAGAGCCCCAUAAGAGAGUAAAGUCCAUCACUGUUCUGCUUAGAGUCCUUUUGUUCAUUACCUAGGUAUCAUGCAUAAACUGGUAUUUUUGUAAUGACUUUAUUUCAGAAUGAGGUGUCAACCCUUUCAUUGGCAUGUUAAUGUUCUUGUGGAGCUUGUUGGUAGGUUUUGAUGUUCUUUGCAUGUUGUUUUGGUACUAGUUCUGACCUUUCCUGUAUAGACGGUGUUCUCUGGAGACCACUAAAAGUCGUCAUGAUUUCCAUUAGGAAAUUAGGAUAUCUUCAUAAUGGAUAGCUAGAUGCAGUAUGGUAGUAAGUGUAAACUGUGCUGGGAAAUGUCUGUGUGUUAUAAUUUCCUUCACGACCACUGUAAUGUUUCAAGAAAUUGAAAAACAAAAUCCUGUAUGUUGGAAGGACAAUGAAGUUUACAUUUCAUACUUUAAAAAUCUCUUUAUUAUUUAUUUAUUGAUGAUAGUGUAGAAUUUUGUAUCAGAAAUGACAGACAUUCGUAUGUAUUUUUUGAACAAAACAGAGAUACACACUUCAGUUAGAAACUGUCAACUGACCAAGUUUUAGAGGAAGUUUAACUUCAAAGCAUGUGUUUGUUUACCACUAACUGGCUGAAAACACAAUUAAAAGAACUUUUAAGUUUCUAUUUUUCAAUGUUGUUAAGAAAAAUGUUUCAAUUAAAAUCUGUAAAUAGAACUAAACCCGUGGCUUCCUAUUUCCAUAUCAGUACAUUUUAUUAAAUAUAAUGUAUAUGAAAAUACACAUUGUUGUGGUAGGAAAAAAAGUGGAGUAACAUUAAAUGUCAUUGUUCUAACCUUUUUACUGCUGUCCUAAUUUUAAUCACCAGCUGUAAAUAAGUUUGUGUUCUAAUUCAUGAUUUACAAAGUAGUUACACUUGCAGGGUCACUUUUAAAGGGCUCUGGUCACCCAGGAUGAAUUCCAGUGACAAAAUUGGAACAUCUUGGGUUUAAAGAAAAAUCUAAGCUAUGAUUUUGAAAGGACCCUAAGAGAGGUACCCAAAUUCUGUUGAAAUUCAAUAAGAGCUGGACACUUAACUUCUAUAGGCGUCCAUGAAAAUGUCAGCCCUAAUCUCUAACAUGGCUGAUCACACCUUAUUUUGUAAUUGUAACAGAUCUGAGAGCUUGUUUGGCUAAUAUCACUUCUCUCAAAUGAUAGCCUAAUCUUGAGGUACAAGGAUGUAUGUGUAUAAUCCUUAUUAAUGCAAAUUGGAGACAUAUAAAGAUGAUGAUGGGGUGAAGCAUGGGGGUUCACCAGCACCUUUCUCCCUUAAUCACAUGGGCUACAAGAACCUAAUCCCAAAUCCUUGUGCAUCAAGGUUACCAAGUGUCCCUUACAGUGCAUCGAGAUAUCCCUUUUCUUUUUCUCUCCCUAUCAUGCUCUGGGGUGCAGUUCAGACCACUGAGAGAUUGUCACUGUUUAUAUUAUAACCCUGAGUUCCCCAGAAUGCUUCUGCUACUUUUGGCUCCCAGCCUGGAACACACACAUGUAGCCAGCAUAUGCUUUGUGCGAUAUACAGCUGUGAUUCAACCACUUAGAAUCCAACAGCCAGCCAGCAGUUAUCACAGCCACGCUUUUGUCUUUCCCAGACUCGGAUAAGAUUAGCAGAUGACCUCAACAGACCUCCAGUCCCAAACUUCCCCAAAGCCAUGCGCUCUGAAAUGUUCAGCUCUCUCCUGCAACAUUCAGAAGAAUAAUAGAGUCCACUUUUCCUUUAAAGAGACAAUCCCAAACCACUUGCUAAAUUAAUUGGCGUUAACAUUCACUUUAAUUCAAACACAGCAUUGCGGUGAAACGAGUUGUCGAACAAAAGAAGAGGAUUUUAAGUAAGUUCAAGUACAAGAAAUAAAGUUAGAAAUAGUUAUAAGAAAACACAUCUAAAACUUAAUCUGGCAAGGUUCAGGCUUUGCUCAAGAUGAUUUUUCUCACUCCUCUCUACUUCCCAUCUUUCUUCUUCCCAGCCAUGACUGACUUUCCCUCAGUCAGGACCUUACAAAGAAGUAUAAGAUGCUGGCUUUGUUUGUCUUCCUAGUUGAAAAAUCUUUGCCUAAGCAGGUUUGUCACCUACAUUCAGUCUCCAGAGACUUCAACCUCCCACCCCCACACUGGACUGCAAGAUGCAUCUUCCUCAGCUUGCAAGAGCUCUGUUCCCAUGUGUCUGUCUAGUGAUGGACACCAAAGAUGGCUUCUGUCUUUGCAUAUAUCUUCCAAUGUUUCAAGAGGCAGGAUGACCUCAGGUUGUUCUUCCCUCCCUGUGGACUUCCCAUCCCCCAUAGUUAAAUAGGGUCCCAUUGUUUUGAUUCCACCACCCUUAAUUUACAUUGGAGACAGUAAAUAACGCCUUCUCUGCUAUCUUGGGGGGAACCUGUUUUUCCCUGUUUGGCCACAGAUUUUAAAGCUUAAAUAUUAUAAGUAUCCAUAUUUCCUCAUACAGUGUAAUACAUACAUUUCACAAUAUUAAUCACUAGUGUUGUGUUAGUUUUCAGAAAAGAUCUCUUGAUACAUUUUUAUAAUACAGUAAUAUUGGACACAGUCAGUUGAUUCAAUUGCUUAUCACUUAAGCCCCCCACAUGUCUUUAUAGAGCAGCAAACCUUUGAAAUGGAGUCUUCCCAGAAUUACCCCUCAAAGGAAAGUUUAUUCAAGCCGUGAGGAAGGCGACAUGGAGUUGGUGAUGAAGGAGGCUCCAGGUUCUUACUUCCUCCACUUUUUAAGCUUAAUAGCUUUGUUUACCUAAUACAUAAAAAUGGACCUUCAUUGGCUUUGGCUGAAGACUGGGCUGGUCAGAGAAUCAAAUACGCAUUCCUUUGUCUAAGGCAGACCUAUUUACCAACUCCCCCUGACGUGCCUGGUUUAAACACACUUUAGUCAUAAUUCCAGUAUAUUCGUAACUUUUAAUACUCACUGUGUACAUAUAUUUACAAGAAUAUUCAUGAUCAGCAAGUUAUUAGUUUUCAAAUGAUACCUCACAAGGCAUAUUUUGUACAGAGGUUAUUAUAAUAGUGUGCUGGGUGUGAAUAGAGGGAGCUUAGUGUCACACUUCUAUUCACACUAAAUAGUCUGUAAUAUAGUGGCACUGUCAGCUUCUGAAACUGAAUUGUUUUAAGAGGGUUAACCCAAAGCCCGAAAGUCUAUAGAUAUUGAUCAAUUAUUAUCCAUUUUUCCCUAUUCAGGAAUUAGACAACCUUCCACAUUGUUUGUAAUGAUUCUAUGACUGCAAGGGACUUCAUGCUUGUCAGCUAUUCUGCACCUCAUGACUGCACAGCCCUCCCAGUCAUCAAGGAUUUUAUGAUCCCAAAGCACAAACCUCUGUCACUUAAGUAAAUGAGAGUCUCUGUUGGCUGAAGUCCUAUUAGGGCUUGUAUCUUCUGGAAAUGAGCCCUAGAGAACAAUAUAGUCACACAGACAUUUGACUAAGACUGACAUUCUGACUAGUAGGGGGAUAAGAGACACAUAGAUAGUAGCCAGUACCUUACGUUGUAUGGAAAAUAAUUACUGUACAAAUAUUCCUUUAUUGUAUUUAUAGAGUAUACUGGCAGUACCAUGAUAUUUGAAUAUUGACCAGUAAUCUUAGAAGGGCAAUACAUUGAUCAUCAUGCAGUGUAACCUCAGUCUGUUCUCCUUUCAACACUUAAUAUUUAUAUUUCAAUAGCCCCCAGCGGUCUCCAUUGUGAUCAGGGCCCCAUUGUGCCAGGCACUGUACAAACAAAGGUGGACAGAAUCUCUGCCCUAAAGGGCUUACAGUCUAAAACCCCAAUCCUACAAUAUGAUAGAUGUGGGCAGAUCGCUGCUGACUUCACUAGCACUCCUGGUGGGUGUCUGUGACUCCUGACAGGUCAGACUCCAGGAUGGGAUCCUGCAAAGGUUUCUUUGAACUGCAUGGUUUUGGUUUUGUAUUGCGCCUGAGGAAUUUUGCCUUUUUCCUUGACGAGUCUUCAAAGAGACUUCAAACCUGCAGCAGAAUCUUGGCAUUCAAGCCUAUCAUGCAAAAUAGUUGACUCUAAAUUUGCAGCAGCAGCAGCAGCAGAGAGAUUUCAUUAAAGUAACACAGAGUUCAGUAACACACAACCUCCUGCACCCCACAGAUGCCUAUUCUAGUAACUCAAGGGAAAUUCAAACUGUUGUGCAUCUUCAUGCUGUGUUUGGUACUCUCAGCUAUCCCUUUUCCUGCACCUGGCAAGGAUUCUACUCUGCAUGCUUUUGAAGUCCCCUGACAGUGAGCUGUUCUCUGUAUAAUGGACUUGUCUGCUUCCAGUAUCAGGGAGAGUCAUAUUCAUGAGAGAUUUGCUUCUGCCCGCCCCAGUUAUUGUAGUAGUGAGCAAUCUCUCACCCCUAGCCAUGGGGAACAGGCAUGUCAGUCUGCCAGUUGAAGAUCUUGAAUCUUAGAGCACUAGACAGAACUAUCUCCAUCUUUAGUGUUCUUUGCUCAGGGACUGAAGCCCCUACUCCUUCACUAACAUCCCCCAAGGACAGUGAGGUCCCUCCUACUGUCCUACCCACACCACAGCAGGAGGAAAGUCUCAUACUUCCUGUCCACUUCCCCUUGGUCACAACUUCCAAUUUCCUGCUUCUUUACAGCCAGAAACCCUACUUCCUAUCUGGCCCUUCUAGAAACUCCUUGAGUUAUACACAUAGCAUUAUUCAGUGUCCUCGGGGUUAAAUAGAAACAGACCUUCAGACGUUAAAAAUAAUCAAAUAAAAACAAUUGGCGGCACUACGUCUUCUAAGGAGCUGACCCUCAGAGGCGCUCACCUAGUGCAAAGCCCAUUGACUUCAGUGGGAGUUGCGCAUUCACCCACAAAAGCUUAUGCUCUAAUACGUCUGUUAGUCUUUAAGGUGCCACAGGACUCUUUGUUGAUUUUUACAAGUGCUCAGUGCCUCUCAGAAUCAAGCCCUAGAAAAACAGAGCUCAUGUGUCUGUGGUGUGUGGCAUGGCACUGCGUCAUGCAAUUUCUAUAUGUCAGCACACAUUUGCUGAUCUCUUGUCAAAUGAGCUGGCCUGCAAGACCAGUUCACUGACUCCUGCAUCCAUGCACACUUGCAGGUGCAGGUACUCCACAGUAUCAGAGGGGUAGCCAUGUUAGUCUGGAUCU